UACCGUAAAUGCUGCACUGGGAAUCAGACAAAAUGGCGGUCGCCAGGAAUACUCGAUCGAAACAGCAGGUUGGGGAGUCUUUGCAACCUCCAUUUUCACUAAAGGUUCAUUUAUUCUGAAUAAUCAGGGUACCUUAAUCAAAUCAAAAGAAGAAAAACUUCAGCUUGAAAAACUCUAUAAUGACAGCAAUACUGGUAAACGACUCAAGAUACUUUCCUAACUCUGCAAUGAAAAAAAUUGUGUCUUACAAUGAACCGCAUUUAUGUUUAUUUGCUCUUCGUGAUAUCAAUCCUGGUGAAGAAAUUUUGUAUUUUUAUGGAGAGUUGGAAAUGCCAUGGUAUAAGGAGAUUAAAGCUCCUCUGGACUGCAACACUAUGGCACCUAAAAAUAAACAACCUCUUCAAAAAGGCACUAAAGCACCAGCAACCGACACGCCCAGUGAACAACCAUGCUGCUCAUCCACACCCCAGUCUGGUAGCACAGCUAAACAGUGGGCCUCUAUGGGCAAGGAAGCGCUCCUUCUACUGGCCAACUCCUUAAACAUCCACACCAGAGGGAAAUCUCUUCUGAAUAUUGUUGAGCUUUUGAUGGCUCAUUUUACCAGUGCAACACGUAUUGGAGAUAGCGACCUUCCCCAGCAACACGUGGUCACUGAAUUAUCCUCUGAUGAUGCCAAAAUCAGCAAUGCCUCUGGUGAGGAAAUUCCUUUGCACAAAACCAUACCUUCGUCUAAAGUUCACAAAGCCUCGAAUAAACGAGUCCUGUUCAAACGAAAAAAUACAACUUUUGACAAUUUAAAAAAGGACCUAUUUGAUUUUGUCCGCACGGAAAUUCGUAGCCAAGUAGAGGCUAACCAAUUAAAUCAUUUGAAUUUAACUGUACCAACCACGUCUUUGGGGCACCAUUACACUGCGCCAUCUUUGUUGUCCUCGUGCUCUUGUGUUCGGCCCGCCGGCUCUUUGGACCCAAUUCUUGAUCAAGAUGGCGCGGAUGCUGUUGCGGUUCCUCAGCCUACAGAUGAAGCUGUGCGCAUUGAGGCCCCUUUGUUGUCUUCUCACAUCCCCCAGGCCCACUGUUCUGUACCUUCGCUGCCCGCCGUACCUAAGGCUGUUUUGGAGAAAAUUAAGCGUUUGGAGUAUGUUAAUUUAGAACUACUCCUCCCACCAUCCUUAAAUUCGUCGUUUGUCCCCGAUGACGAGGGUGAGUACGACCUCAAUGUCAGAACUGCAGAUGGAGUCCCCCGACUCUCGCUAAGCAGGAAUGUCUCGGGUAGGUCUCGGAUUAAGGACUUUGCCUCCUGGUGCCUUGCAUGGAGCAACUAUCUACGUUGCCUUAUUUAUUUUUAUCCCCAUCUUGCCACACAGCUGGUCACCUAUCAAACUCUAGUCACCCAGUUUGCCAACCAAUACGUCUUCUCCGCUGUGUGUGCCUUCGACAAACUGCAUCGGCUACAGUUAGCUAAUGAUUCUCUGCAGAGAUGGGACCAGCUUGACGAUUUGCUCGUUACGCAACACUUGAGAGGGGCUCCAUUGUUAACUAAGUCAUACACCUCCUCCACCUCCACCAGAACUUCUUACGCAUGUUUUAGUUGUGGUCAGCAAGGACAUUUUGCUACGAAUUGCCCCCGGUCUUCCAGUACAGGUGGGUUAGGCCCCACGUUUCGGAAUGCUUCCCAGCAUCUUCCCGCAAGCAGCUUCCACCAGGUUCGAUUUCCAUCAACUCUCAGGGUGUGCUGGCGGUUCAAUAGAGGCAUGUCAUGUUCCAAUCCAUGUCCCUUUCCACACAAGUGCCCCCAUUGCUCUAAAAACCACCCAGGGCACCGUUGCUCAUUUAGGCCCUCUCAGCCAAGUACCCAAUAAUUUUUUUCUGAUUAAGUCCUUUGUUUUCACUCUUGUAAAUGUCUUAUUAUUGGGCAAUUUAUUAGUUUCACAUCCCAAUCGGGUCUUAGUCAACUUUAUCCUUUCUGGCUUUAGCCAUGGGUUUAAACUUGGGUACCAACAUGGACAACUUUUCCCAUCAACUUCCAACAACAAAUCCUCUAUGGAACAUGCAAGCAAGGUCGAUGAAGCUAUUUUAAAGGAGUUGAAUAGAGGGCAUACAGUUGGCCCUUUUGAUUGUCCUCCUCUUCCUAGUUUUCAUUGCUCCCCUUUGGGUGCAGCGCCUAAAAAAGAUGGUUCCAUCCGGGUAAUUUUAGACCUCUCAUCACCACAAGGAUUCUCGGUUAACGAUGGCAUUUCUAAGGACUCUUAUUCAGUUAGGGGUCAUCUACAAAAUUCGUAGCAAUUCGUAUAAAAAAAAUUCGUAUA
Molecule: messenger RNA, 2306 nt
Organism: Hydractinia symbiolongicarpus
Lineage: Eukaryota; Metazoa; Cnidaria; Hydrozoa; Anthoathecata; Hydractiniidae
Exons: 3
Coding region: 180-1859 (559 amino acids)
Molecular function (GO): protein binding; nucleic acid binding; zinc ion binding
Source: RefSeq, a predicted model, not a curated record